Messenger RNA from Rubroshorea leprosula, 1365 nucleotides. The record is from the annotation of a GenBank genome assembly. NCBI's taxonomy places the organism in Eukaryota, Viridiplantae, Streptophyta, Magnoliopsida, Malvales, Dipterocarpaceae.
GCCCGGAGGGAAUACCAAACAGCCCUAAACCCAUGGCUGUUCGUUGUUGAUGCCAAAAGAAUUUGAGAGUGGGGUAAACGGAAGGGAAACUCAAAAACUUUGUUCUUCUCUGAGAAUUUUCCAGUUUUUCCCUUUCUCUGUAAUGGAAGAAACGAGCAACGGAAGCGUCAGGAAAUUGCAGCAGACUUUUUAUCGCAAAUAUUUCCGGCGAAUGAUUUUCGGGUCUCCUCUCUCCCACAAUUUCCAUGACCAACUCAAAAUCCCCAAAACGUUUGUGCAGAAUCUGGAAGAAGGAGGGAGAAAACUGCCUGACAAUGUUUCUCUCACGGGUCCAGGGGGUGCAACUUGGAAAGUAGGAAUUAGUAACAUAAAUGGUACUUUGUUCUUCAAUGAAGGUUGGAAAGAUUUUGUUGAAGACCAUCUAUUGGAAGAAGAUGAUAUUCUGGUGUUCGAAUACAAUAUCUCCUCAUCCCGUUUCGAUGUGUUGACGAUAUUAGAUCACAGUACCUGUUGUGAAAAGGUAGGAUCUUUCUUUGUCAAGCUGUUUGAUGCACAAGAAAAUGACAAUCACUUGAGGAAAAGAAAGACGAAGGGACCUGUAGGAGUUGGAGUCUUUACAGAUGAGAACAGAGCCCAGGGGAGUCGUAGAAGAAUCAGGGGAAAUGUUGAAAUUAAUAGCAAUUUCACCCAAGAUGAUGAAUUUAUUCUCCCUCUUAGUCUUAGUGAAUCUACUAGUUCAGAUGCAGGAAAAUCAAGUAAGGGAAAACAACGAGGAAGGCGUAGAGCAAUCAAGACAGACAAUAAUAUUGCCUUGCGGCGAGCACGAGCAGAACAAAUCCCAGGCAUCAGUAACGUUGUGAUUAUUACGAAAUGUCAUGUUGAUCGACCUUACCGGGUGCGGAUGAGUCUCAAAUGGGUUGCCGAGCAUCUAUCAGAGCAAUCCAGAAAGGCUAAGAAAGUGCUUUUGAGUAUGGACAUGCAAAUGCAGCAAGUUCUGUUGUAUAUCAAUGAAAUGCACAAGUAUGCAGAACUUACUUCUGGCUGGAAGGAGUUUGCUCGUCAGUACUGCCUUGAAGUGUCAGAUGUGUGUCUUUUUAAUCCUGCGGGUACUCGAAGUGAUGAUGGAAUUUCAAUUCUUACUGUUAGGAUAUUUCGUAAUGAACCACAGGGGCAGAAUUGUUAGGGCAUCAAUGUAGUUGGUGUUGGCUAAUCUUUUGAACAUGCAUGCUUGUUUGUGUUAGUUUGUAAUAGCUAAAGCUAAUGGUUUUUAUAAUGGGUUGUUUUCAUGGAUGUAUUGGAUCACUUCGUCUAAUGAUUAUCCAGUCUAGUGAAAAAGUAUGCAUGGAAUAAGGGCCUCUAUUUUUU